CAUCAUGUGAACUUGGGGCUUACCAUUACUCCAGAACCUAUUACAGAGCCUACACAUUCUACAGCCACGAAGAAGACUAUAGCUCCUCCUCCAAAGGACCUUGAGGUGACACUUGCCCAUCCAGAACAGGCUCAGAGUCAACAUCCAAACCUGACUAAAGUCACGGUUCCACCUAUGGACCUGGAAAUUACUGUACGUCCGCAACCGGAGUCAUCUGAGACAGUUUUUCCCCCAACGACCCAGCAUUCAGUGCUGCAUUUUGUAAAAUAUACCCCAGAAAAGUCAUACGCAACUUUAACUGAGCAACCGGAAGAGAAUGCUACCACGAACAUCAACAUAUGUGAGCUCUGUAUCUGCAAAGAUGAGACGCUGUCGUGUACCGGUUUCAGCCCAAAGCAGAGGCUCCACAGAGUGCCUGUGCCAGAGCCCAGCACCUACAAUGGCACCUUCACCAUCUUAAAUUUCGAAGGAAAUUCUAUUUCUUACAUUGAUGAAAAUAUAUGGAAGGCAUACCGUUGGGCUGAGAAACUAAUUCUCAGGGAAAAUUAUUUGACCGAAUUACAUAAGGACUCAUUUGAAGGCCUACUAUCACUCCAGUAUUUAAUUCUCAGUCGUAACCCUCUGACAACUGUUGAAGAUUCAUAUCUUUUUAAAUUGCCGGCAUUAAAAUAUUUAGACAUGGGAACAACACAGGUGUCACUUCCAACAAUUGAGAGCAUCCUCAUGAUGACCCUUGAAUUGGAAAAACUGAUUUUACCUAGCCGUAUGGCCUGCUGUCUCUGCCAAUUCAAAAAUAAUAUUGAGGUUGUCUGCAAGACAGUCAAGCUGCAUUGUGACAGUGAAUGUCUGACAAAUGCCACACAUUGUGAUGAAGAAUUAUCUGUAAGGAACGCAGAAGGAUCAUUCAUGAAGGUAUUGAAAUCCCGGAAGAAGAGCACCAGUACUGAGCUGACGAUUGAGCCAGAGAAGGCAUCCUCAGACAAAAAUGGCGUCAGUUUAGCCUUUCUGAAUGAGCAGCUAGACUUUAAUGAUGAAAGUGAUGUUAUUAGUGCGCUGAAUUACAUAUUGCCUUAUUUCUCAGAGGGAAAUCUAGAAGAUGUAGAAUCAACGUUAUUACCAUUCAUUAAACUUCUGUUUUCAAAUGUGCAAGAUGGAGACAAGCCCAUGGGUCCCUUGACAAACAACACAGGGAACACUUCUCUUAAACCUGGACCCAACAAUUCAACUUACAAAAAUAAACUGAGGAAACUCUAUUCUCUAGAAAAUUUAUUAGAUGCAGAAAUUCAAGAAAAAAUUGAUGAGGUGAAAAAGAAAGAAAAAACUGCCAUGCUUAUACAUUCCGGCCUUUUCGGUCCCAAAUUCAAACGCCAAAUCUUUCCAAAGAAAUUGGAAACUACCCAAGCACAGGAAAAGAGCCUCGCCAAGGCUGAGAGUGUAGGGAAAAAGAUGCUGAGAGUAAAAAAGGUUAUCAAGGGCCCAAAGGGCCUAAAGAGAAGGCACUUCAAACAAGUGGGCAAUCAGAGAAACUGGCGGCAACAGAAUGCCCAGCCAUUUGUGGAGAAUAGGGCCAAAGAAAGAAGGGUCAGUAGACCGUCCCCAAGGGAGCUGGAGCAGCUUCACAUGGCGCAGAGGCCCAGGAAAUUAGUGGGAGACUCCUUCAAUACGGAGCCUUCGUUCAUAAAGGAGCACAAGGCAGCAGUCUCUUCGUUCGUGAAACAAUACUCCUUGGGCAGGCCUUCUGCCUCCACUGCUCCAAAAUCCCUACCUGAGGUGAAAAACAAAUCAAAAGACUUAACCUACACCAUUUUUGUUUUAGAGGAUGCAAAUGCUAGAGUUAGGAAUAUGAAGGCUUCUAAACCAGUCUCACAUUCCAGAAAAAAGUACCUCUUUCAUAAAACUCGCUCACGUGUGGUCCACAGAGCACCCAAGGCCAAGCUGAGUCGAAAAUUCAGAAAGAAAAGUCCUCUCAGUAAUAGGCUGAUGCUUGCAAAGAGGCCUCCAUUCUCUGCCAUCAGGAGCCUCAUAAAUUCCCCUUCACGGGAGGCUUUUUCAUCUUCAGGAGAACUAAGUUCUCAGGAAAAUCCCUUUCCAGAAUUAUUAACUCCUUCAGAGCCUUUUAGACAAAACACUACUGUAGAAAACAGUACUGCACAGAAUGUUUUUGAGAACCUAUUUCUACAAAACAUGACUGUGCCAAAACAAACCCUCUUUGAAUUCAGGAACCAUAAGAAUCUUUCCAGUGCAUAUUCUACAGCCACCACAGACAACUUUAUGCCAACUGUUAAACAAACCAAUGAAACACGAUGGAUAUACCACAGCACGGGCACUGAAUUGCCCCCGAAGCCCACAGGCUUCACUGUGUCGAAGCUUUCAGCCCCAGGUGACCUAUUUGAAAUUCAGCUAAACCAGCAGCUACGGUCCCUCAUCCCGAACAACGACGUGAGAAGGCUCAUUUCUCACAUUAUCCGGACUUUGAAAAUGGACUGCUCGGAGACCCACGUGCAACUGGCCUGUGCCAAGCUCAUCUCCAGAACAGGCCUCCUGAUGAAGCUUCUCAGUGAGCAGCAAGAAGUAAAGGUGUCCAAGGCAGAGUGGGAUACGGACCAAUGGAAGACUGAGAACUACAUCAAUGAGAGCACAGAAGUCCAGAGCAAACGGAAAGGGCAGGAGUCCAGUGAGCUCACAAAAGAAGUUCCAGGUUAUGGCUAUAACAACAAACUCAUCUUGGCAAUAUCUGUGACUGUAGUAGUGAUGAUUUUGAUUAUAGUUUUCUGUCUCAUUGAGAUUUAUUCUCAGAGAACAGCAUCCGAGGAAGGUAAAGAAGGAAGCUCAAGGGGCUUCUUUCAAUCCCUGCUGCGGAAGAGAUGCUCAACAGAAAGUGAGAGUCAGGAGGGCUUUUUCUGGAGAAGGCGGCCACUUUGGCUUCGGGACAUGUACAGACCUCUUAAUGCCACACGCAAGAAAAACAUGGCACAGAAGCUGCAUGACAGGGAUUCUUCUGAUGAGGAUGAGAUUUUCAACAAGGAACCGGGAGAGAAAAGUGAAGCCCCAGCAGAGAAGGCUCAGGCCACAGAUUCCACCACUGAAGAGCUGGGUGACGAGAGCGAGACCCUCACCGAGAUUGUCAUCGAGUGAGCCCGUCCUGCCUCAGGUCGCCUACGAAGCUUAUGUUCUGAUAUUGGCUUCUCAGCAUUGCUUGUAAAAUACUUAUUUUUCUCCUAUUAAAAUGUAUGAAUUCAUAACCAAUUCUAGCCAUGUGGUAAGGAAUUAAAAUGGAACUAGUUAAACAUGUCCAUCCAGGGAACAGCGGCCACAGGCGUGAGGAGCAGGACUGAAGCUGGAAUCCCUCGUGGGAGCCAGUGUACUUCCACAAGAGCAGUGCAGGCAAAGGAGGAUGAGUAGGGGCGUCGUUCCCUCGUUUCCCUGAUCAAAUCAGUCUCUGGAAACUGGAAAACAUAUAUUCAGGGAAUGUAGACUCUUAAAUCAGUUAGCAGUUUAUUCUGGUGCUCUCUCCCCUGGCUAUUCACAACACGCUU
Molecule: messenger RNA, 3536 nt
Organism: Zalophus californianus (California sea lion)
Lineage: Eukaryota; Metazoa; Chordata; Mammalia; Carnivora; Otariidae
Product: leucine-rich repeat-containing protein 37A2-like
Molecular function (GO): protein binding
Source: RefSeq, a predicted model, not a curated record